AUCUCCCAAAGAUAUUUCUCGUUAAUACUUGAUAACAACUUCAUAAUACCCAUGGCUAUUUGUCACCGCAUGUUAGCCGGUACUAAUCCAUUUAACACCCAACAAACAGGCAAGAUUAGCGUACCUGUAAUUCAAUCUUUGCCUACCACCCACAAAUGGACGAUAGCCCACGACCUCACGUUGGGUUCUAAUCCAUCACAACGUUAUGAAUAUCUUAUAGGAAACCCCAUUUCACCUGUUGAGUUCUCCUUGAAGGAUGAAGUUCACAUCAAACACGCAAGAAAAUUGAAGGAGGUCAGGCGUGUACUGAGCAAAGCCGGAGAAGAGCCAUUGGAGGGACUAUUUUUGAUUGAUGCUAUCCAACGCUUAGGCAUUGAGUACCACUUUCAAGAGGAGAUUGAAGCAAUUCUACAAAGGCAGUAUAUGGCAAUUAAAACAGAUGUUCAUAAAUAUGAAGAUCUCUAUGAGGUCUCACUGUGCUUUAGACUGUUGAGACCAGAAGGUUACUAUGUCUCCCCAGAUGCGUUUAGCAACUUCAACAAGCAGGGGAAGUUCACACAAGAACUGAGUAAAGACGUGAAGGGGGUCAUGGGUUUAUUUGAGGCUUCGCAGCUAAGUAUAGAGGGAGAAGAUAUACUUGAUGAAGCGACAAACUUUAGUAGACAGGUUUUAAGUGAAUUGGUGACACAUCUUGAUCCUCAUCAAGCGAGAACUGUGGCAUCCACAUUGAGGAAUCCCUACCACAAGAGCUUGGGAAGAUUCAUGGCAAAGAACUUUAUCGUAGAUUAUAGAGGUACAAAUGGAUGGGAAAAUGACUUGCAAGAACUGGCAAAAAUGGACUUCAAAGUGGUUCAAUCCAUACACCAAAGAGAAUUACUUCGAGUAUCCAAGUGGUGGAGAGACCUAGGUUUGGCUAAGGAGUUGAAGCUUGCAAGGGACCAACCACUUAAAUGGUACAUGUGGCCAAUGGCAAUGCUCACAGAUCCAAACUUGUCGUACCAAAGAAUUGAGCUCACAAAGCCCAUUUCUCUCAUAUACAUGAUAGAUGAUAUUUUCGAUCUUUAUGGGACGCUUGAUGAACUCGUUCUUUUCACUGAAGUUGUCAAAAGGUGGGACUUUUCUGCCGUCGAACAACUACCAGACUACAUGAAGAACUGUUUCAAGGCUCUUUAUGACACCACAAAUGAAAUCAGUUACAAUGUCUACAAAGCAUACGGUUGGAACCCUAUAGACUCACUACGAGAGACGUGGGCAAGUCUGUGCAAUGCGUUUCUCGUAGAAGCCAAGUGGUUUGCUUCUGGGAAGUUGCCAAAGGCAGAGGAGUACCUGAAUAAUGGGAUUGUCAGUUCAGGUGUACAUGUGGUCCUUGUCCACCUAUUUUUCCUCCUGGGUCAUGGUAGGGAUAAGGAAAGUGAGUGUCUGGUCAAGGACAAUCCAGGUCUGAUCAUUUCUGUGGCCACAAUUCUUCGUCUUUGGGAUGACUUGGGCAGUGCCAAGGACGAAAAUCAAGAUGGGUACGACGGAUCAUAUGUGGAGUACUACAUGAAAGAACACCAAAGCUCUUCAGUUGAAACCGCACGAGAACAUGUUAUUAACAAAAUUUCUGACGCAUGGAAGAGCCUCAACAAGGAGUGCUUGUCUCCAAAUCCAUUUUCAGCAACUUUCAAAAAGGCUUCUCUUAAUCUUGCAAGAAUGGUGCCUUUAAUGUACAACUAUGACGACAAUCAUCAGCUUCCGGGCCUUGAGGAGCUUGCUACUUCAUUGCUUUAUGACCAUGUAUAUUAAUAAGAGUGUUCCCUAUAAAUAAACAACAACCUAGUUUGAUGUUAUAACUAGUUAGAUCUAUGAGAUUUUAGUUCAAUACUGAGUAGUGGAAGUGUAAUAUCUGCAUUCUUCUGUGUUGAACACUUGUAAUACCAUGAAUUAGUUAUAGAAGAUUAAUUUCUUCAAAAAUUCUUUUUCUUUUUGUGGACCCAUGUGGUCACCGGGGAGGCAUGUUACACUUAUAAACGUC
Molecule: messenger RNA, 2014 nt
Organism: Ilex paraguariensis (yerba mate)
Lineage: Eukaryota; Viridiplantae; Streptophyta; Magnoliopsida; Aquifoliales; Aquifoliaceae
Source: the annotation of a GenBank genome assembly